Molecule: messenger RNA, 4158 nt
Organism: Anopheles cruzii
Lineage: Eukaryota; Metazoa; Arthropoda; Insecta; Diptera; Culicidae
Gene: Cp190
Product: centrosome-associated zinc finger protein CP190
Exons: 3
Coding region: 131-3745 (1204 amino acids)
Biological process (GO): regulation of transcription by RNA polymerase II
Cellular component (GO): nucleus
Molecular function (GO): RNA polymerase II cis-regulatory region sequence-specific DNA binding; protein binding; DNA-binding transcription factor activity, RNA polymerase II-specific
Source: RefSeq, a predicted model, not a curated record
GUAUUGGACAACAACUUUUGUGCGAGUUCUUCAAAUCAAGCACAAAUUCGGGUUGCUUCGUUGCGUUUGGGCAGUGAAAAGCGGUUUAAAAACCUGUCUGAUGUAAUUGAGAACUGCAAACAGAGCACCAAUGAGUAAAAUGACGCGGUACAGUGAGGCAAAGUCUGUGAAGGUGGACAACUGGGGGGUUUUCUUUUUGCAAAAGUUGCAGAACUUUUUCAACAAAACGGACCACUGCGACCUGACGCUUCAGUUCAACGACAACUCGCAGCUGAAAGUGCAUCGGCUGGUGCUAUCCGCUUGCACGGACUAUUUCAACCAUCUUGAGAACGUGUGUGAAAUGUACGACGAUGUACUGAUAAUGCCCAUGGACUUGCAGGCCGAUGUGAUCGUGCCAAUCGUCAACUUUAUGUACACCGGCACGCUCGAAUUUCAGUACACCAUGUACGAGCGGCUGCUUAAAACGGCCACCGAUAUGAAUAUGACCGUUUUGUUGAAGUUGCUCGAAGCACAUCGCCAAACGUCUCGCAUCGCCAAGCAACCGGUCCUACUGAACAAGCAGGCGCCACGUCCAGGCGGGGCUCGGACCGUUGCCCCGAAUGCCUAUCAAACGGCCGCGCAGCGCAAUGCACCGAUUGCAAGGGGCAAUGCAGGAGUAAAGCCACGACAGCCGCUGAUGCGUCAUCAGAUUGGCCCUGUUUCUGGGACAUACGGUGCAGGCAAGCAGGGACUGCAGGACACUUCGGCGAUCGUGUCAAAGUAUAGUCACACCAAGGAUGCGAAGCCAGGACCCUCGCGAUUCGACGAUACGGACCUUUCGGAAGGUUUCGAAGGAUCGUUCGAUGCGAUUUCUUAUGAGAGCAAACCGCUGCUAACCGCUGAUCAGGUGAAAAAGGAGGAAGAAACGUCGCCAUUCGAAAAGUUGCGCAAGGGUUACACGAACACGAAUGUAGCCAAGCGAUCCUCCGGUGGUUCAGUAACAUCUCCGCCGGCCAAAAAACCGAACCUGGAUGAGGUCAAGGAAUUCACCGAGGCGGCCCGCAUGCGCAGCCAAUUAAACACGGAUGACGAUGAUUCCGCUGAUUACGUCGAUGACGAUACGCACUUUAACGACGACGAUGACGAAGAUUAUCAGCCACCGUCUUCGGUGAAAGCGGCACUGGCCAAGUCGCAGGCGGCCAAACAGAUCGUCAUAAAGCAAGAGACAAAAUCGCCCUCCGGUGGCGGCGUGGUUAAGCAGAUUACUGUGAAGGAUGAUUCUGGCAACGUUGAUCAUGCGAAAAUCAUCUCGGAGGUUCUUAAGAAGUAUCCACAUCUGGUGAAGAAGAAUAAAAACAUUAAACUCAAAAUCAUGCAAAAAACAACGCCAACCGCUGCCGCAGCUAGUCACUCAGCGACCGCAACGGCAUCAUCAAGCGGCCCGUCAACUAGCAAGAUGGAAAUUCGCACUGCCACUCCCCUGAAGCAGGAUAUGUCGAUGGUUCGCAAAGCUACGGCCACCCUCCGCAGUGAGCAGCUACAGCAGAAACCCACAACUUCGGCAAGCGGUACCGGUGCCACAAAACCACCUCCGAAAACAAUCGACGCGAAAACCAUGCACGCGCUGAUAGCCAAGGGAGCGGAAAACAUGACCGGGCCCUGGCUUUGUCUGCGGUGCGGUGUGAACGGGCGCCCGAUAAGCAUUCCCAGCUACAAGGCGUUCCGAAACCAUCUGGUUUCCAAGCACAAAGAGCGCAUCGAUAACCGCAUCUGCGAACAUUGCGGCUGGAGAGCAGAGAUGCGCCAACCGAACCUGGUUUAUCACUGGUUCAUCGAGCACAAUAUUAAACCCUCGAUAAAGUUCCCCGUGUGCGAGGAGUGCGAUCACGUGGCUAUGAAUCCCGCCACAUUGCAGCAGCACGUCGAGGAAACACAUCAGCAGCAAGAUCGACAACACUGCAUCUACUGCAACAAGGUGUUCGAGAAGGAGUUGGAGUUGUACAAUCACAUGAAGGAACAGCAUCGAGAACGUGCUCGUAACGAUGGUGUGCUCGAUUUUAGCGAUGACGAUGAGUUCCAAGAAGCUGAAGAGAUUCCACCGGCGAAACCAUCGGAUUCGAAGAUAAAAAUCCUUUCCAAUAUCACUCUACCGACGAUCAAUCUGCCGCAAUCGUCACAGAAUGCCGCAAAGACGCCGACGGCGGUGCAACAAAUUGCACUCGAGCCAUCGUCAGAAGCGGAAGCCCUCAGUAACGUCGCAUCAGGAAUUGCCACCAGCCUGCGGCUCGUUGGCGAUAGCGGUGUGGUGAUCGAUGAUCCAAAUUAUCAGAACGAAUUCAUCGAAGCGGAGCUGGCAAGCGUGCACGGUGAGCAUGCUGCCAAUAUCGGCGAUGGCACUGGCACCGGAAGCGGAAACAUCAUCACGAAGCUUCUAUCGGAAGAUGGAACCGAGCUGCAGUUGACACAAUCUCAGAGAGAGGAAAUCAUUUCGCAGCUUCAAAUGAACUCAGCCAGCGUGGUCAUGAUGAACGCCGAUGGUUCGACGCUGCAGCUCAACGACGGUAUGCAAAUCGUCAAUAGCACCGCAGUGCAAAACCAGAACAUCAUGCUAGUGUACAGUAGUAGUGAAGCCGGUGUCGCGGAAACAGCUGAAAAUCACAAGACCGACGUCGUCGCUUCGGAGGAUGAUGCGUCUCAAACCUCUGCAGCACUAUCAGACAAAGCGGCAUCGACGGGCAAACCGGCAGCAGAUGCCGACGAAGGCGAUGAAAGCCAAGAAUCGCUCAAAACCGAUGUGACCGAAAAGGAGGGAGAAGGCGAACUGGGAGAUGACGAGCAUGGUUUGGCGACCGAUGUAGAAAUGUCCGCUGAUACGGUGUCGGAAUUGAACGAAGCGCUACAACACACAACGGCGGAUGAAGCAAUGGAAACGGACGGUGACUCGAAGACAGCCGACUCGGAGGUGAAUAAAUUGGAAGAUACCGAGGAGCGUCAUAGAUCAGAUAAGUUGAAGCUGAUUUCCGAACUGGAAGGCGAUUGGUCGGAGGACACCGAAGAGCCAACGCCGGUAUCUGCAGCUUCAGCAUUAUCCACGGCUUCGACGACGACGACGACUACGACGGUAGUUGAGUCAACAGGGAAGUCAGUCAAAAAAGAUGUUGGCAGCGAGAAGAAAGUGACAUCUUCGGUAAAGGCAAGUGCAACCAAAAAGCCAUCCAACCAAGCCGACAAAAAGAAGGAAGAAGUGAGCAAAGAAGAGGCGGUCAAAGUUUCUGAUGAUAAAUUGUCAGGUAAGGAAAUUGACAAGCUGCUGGAUGAGUGGAACAAUGAAUCAUCGAAAAUGGAAGACUCCGAUAUCGAAGCCGAUCUAGAAAAGAAAAUUGAAAAGGCAACGGGAUUGGCGCCGGAUAACGAUACGGCGCCGGCAAGUAAAGCGACUGUUAAGGCAGAAAAUGAGGACGAGAAGGAUGUAAAAAAGGAAGUAGAGCGAGCGGAUGAAAGUGGAGCGGAUCCGAAGGUAGAUAAUGCUUCGACAAAGGCCGACGUACGCACGACGGCCGACGAUGCAUCGAAGACAAAGAAAAAUGGAACUUCUGUCAAGUCGUCACCGGAAGGGGGAUUAAAAAAAGAAGGAGCUGGUGAGCAGGAUGUGGGCGAAGAGGAAGACCCCGAUGCGGUCGAUGACGACGACAAAGAAAAGUCAGCCUCCAAGUCAAAGGACGUCAGCUCUUUACUUGGCGAAUGGGAUGAAGAUGAUGACCUGUAAAGAGAGGAAGUAAUCAUUAAUGUAGAUUAAAGGCAACAUUAGGGGGGCUGGUAUAUUUUUUCUGUACUUUCUGCUCAACGAUAGGUACGAAUGGGCAAUAUCGUUUGGACAUCUCAUAGGUUUUUUUUUGUGUAGAAUUUUUAUGGUUUUUAUGUCUCGGAUUUUGAACGGAGCUUUUAUAUUGACACUUGGCCAUUUUAAAGUUGAAAGCUUGGGUAAUACACCUUGUUCAAGCCUACAACUUUUUUGAUUUUUCGAAGCAUAACGAUGAUCUUUUUCAACAUAGCAUAAGUUGCCAGAUUAAUUUGAUUGCUAUUAACAUAUUAACAUACAAUUAAAAAGUAAAUCAACUUAUAAAGAAUGAAAAUCGAAAAUGUGUAUGUAAGAUCGGAUAAGAGAUGUAAUAAAAAUUA